UAAAGGGUAUGCGUGUGUCCCGUUAGCGCAUGAAACUUUUAUUAACGACGAAAAGUUAAACUUACGAAUAUUUUUUUCUUUUCACUUCCAUAACUGAAACAGUUUAUUAAUUGUGUUAAAUAUUUAUUACAUACAUAUUAAUUUUGUGUGUGUGAAAACGGGAUGAGCAGAAGAAAGUUUUACUUUAUAUUUCGUGUCUAAAUGGAUAAAAAUGCGUGCUUCACACGAGAGUUUCUUGUUGCUGUUGAGCGUAUUGUUUUACGUCAGUGCAAAUGAGAAUAGUUUUGGUGGUGAACAUUCAUUAGAAUUGACUCAAUCCUUGAACUUGGCGCGUCAGGAACAUAUUCAAGAGACAUGUGCCCGUUUACCAGUGAAUUGGACUGUAGACGAUUUACCACCAAAUCAGUUAGAACAUAUUUUGAUUGAUGAUAAACACAAGCUCCUCUAUUGCUAUGUGCCUAAGGUGGCUUGUACAAAUUGGAAGAGGACACUCAUGAUACUAACUGGAAAAUGGAAUAAUAAUACAGAUGUUUUGUCCAUUCCAGCGGGAUUGGCUCAUUCCCCUGGAAUGUUCCGGAAUCUCAGUUCCGUUUCCAAAGAGGAGCGGGACAUUAUGCUGGAGAACUAUCACAAGAUGAUAAUAGUAAGGAAUCCUUUUGAAAGACUCCUGUCAGCUUAUAGAAAUAAGUUGGCCGGUAAUUAUUCAAGUGCGAAAUAUUUUCAGAAACGGGUUGGAAAACGGAUAAUAAAGGCUUUUAGAGAGAAUCCUUCAAAUGAGUCCCUUGAAUAUGGAAAUGAUGUGACAUUCAGAGAAUUUGCCCUGUUCCUCACUAAUAGAUCUGAAGAGUUGGUUGACAUUGUGAACAAUGAACAUUGGCAGCCAAUCACAAAUCUGUGCCAUCCUUGCCUUAUUAAGUACACAUUAGUUGGUCAAUACGAGACGCUGUUAGACGACGCUCUACUAGCGCUGCACACCAUCAGUGCCUCGCACAUACACUUUCCUCGUCUCGCACACACGUCAGGCACUGCGGAGAAACUGCGUAACUACUUCGCCCAACUCGAGCUGCCUCUCAUACGGCGACUCUACAAACUCUACAAGUACGACUAUAAGCUGUUUAGUUACGACCUAGACAACAUCGUCGGAUUCGAUCUGGGCUGAGAUUUUUCUCGCAAAACCAGUUCUUAUUGUAAUAGAGAUAAAUUCUAGUUUACUUAUACAAAUGUGUACGCUUUUCUAAUUUCACAUAAGCGAAGACUAUCCAAGUGAUCCGCCCAACUCUUGAGUUGUGCGUUUGCGUACAGCUAUAAGCUGUUCAUUUUCGAUUUGGCCUGAGAUUUGUCUUGCUAAACCAGUUCUUAUUGUAUAAGAGAUAAAUUCCAGUUUACUUAUACAAAUGUGUACGCUUUCCUAAUCUUACAUACGCGGAGACUAUCCAAGUGAUCCGCCCAACUCUUUUGAGUUGAAAUGGAGUUGUGCGUUUGCGUACAACUAUAAGCUGUUAAUUUUCGAUCUGGGCUGAGAUUUAUCUUGCUAAAUCAGCUCUUAUUGUAUUAAAGAUUGACUUAUACAAAUGUAUACACUUUCCUUAUAUCAAAUACGCGGUGAAACUGCCCACUUGAGCCCCCCAACUCUUUUGAGUUGGACUGGAGUUAUAAUAUAAGCUGUUCAGUUACGGUCUAGACAACAUACUGGGGUUCGAUCUGGGCUGAGAUUUAUCUUAUACAAAUUAAAUUUAUAACCAAAAUUCUCUCGGAUUCCGUCCGAGAGCUCUUACCAACUGAGGCCACCGUUCGAGUGACGCAUGGUUCGUAAAUCUUAGUAUGUUUUGUUCAACUCUCAGGAGGUCUACUCGCAAAAUCGACAACGAUACAUUCAGAACGAUACGAUAAUACUCCGAAUAUGUCGCAACUAACAAACUCUAACAAAUGUUCGAAUUCCUUAUCGUUUAUCGUUACCAUAGACUAAUAUUUUGACUUUUUUACGAUGUUAGUGUGAAUGUAAUAUGUUCAAACCUAACCAUUAUCUGUGCUUUGUCGCUGUGAAGUGUCAAAAGUCAAAACAUAGUUUAGGCGCUAAGGACCAUGCCAGACUCUGCACCACCAAUUUGGUAUCAUUUACACAUAAUGUAAAUGUUAAAAAAAUAUGUAAUGAAUAUAAUAUGACAAUUUAAAAUUUAAUAAAUAAUACAAAACUCGCGGAUAAUAAAAUGUAAAAAAAGUAACUCGCCCUUCUCGCCGACUUCCUAUUUCUCAGGCGGCCAUUUGCAUUAUUUCUACGCAUAAACGAUCAACAAAAUGACUUAAAUAACUUAGUAGUAAAAAAACCCUCUUGAAUAGUAAAUCACAUAUAAUUAUUUUAAUAAUAUUUAUUAACUAUGUAUAUUGUAUGGCAAAUAUCUAUACAACUUGAAACGAUAAUAACAACGACAGCCUAGAUGGUGUCGUUGAGAUUAUCGUAAAAGUGACGUUUGAUUAUUUGUGAAAUUCGAAUUCUUCUCUGACAUUUUCAACUAAGAGUAGGGUUAGGACCGAUAAUAUUGAAUAAUGUUUCGUUGGUUCAAUCAUCGUUUCGACAUUGAAUACGACGUAACUAAGAGUAGGAUUCGACACGACUAAUGCCACGAUUUAUCGAAUAUCGAUUUUAGGAGUAGGCCCCCAGGUUGUGGCCCGAGAGGUCGCGGGUUCGAGUCCCACAUCGUUUAUACAUUUUGGUUAUAAAAUUGAUUUGUAUAAUUAAUCUCAGAAGUGAGGGAAAUCACUUUAAAAAUAACAAAUUCUUGAGAUUUAUGGUGUUAAAUCAGAUAUUAUUGUUAUUGUGGUAAAGAUGAGUUUACUUAUUUAGCACUUAUCUCAUUAUAGAGGUCCGGUUUCCUAAUAUAAAUGUAUACACUUAUUUCGUUAUAGCGUUAGAGUCGAGAUUACUUAUCUAAAUGUAUACACUAAUUUCGUUAUAGCGGUAAAGUCGAGUUUACUUAUAUAAAUGUAUACACUUAUCUCGUCUCACAAACCACACUGUGUAACUACUUCGCUCAACUGGAGCUGUCAAAUCUGUGCAUACAUUUCUUGAUUCUGUAAUAAGCACGGUUAAGUGUCUUUUCUUGAUUAUAUAGAGAAUCGGUCAUUGUUCAGACUUUUCAGCCAGCUCCCAUUCCCUUUUACAUUUUUUGCCACAGUCGAGACAUACAUUACUGGCGUUUUUCUUGAUUACGGUGAUAUUACCUGGUGUAUGAUGGUGUUAUUACCUGGCACUCAAGCAUAACAUUAAAGUAAAAAUCAGUUGUCAAUUUGAAAAGUACUGUGUACUGCGUAGUAUAUUAUUAUAUAUAUAGUUAUAGUACGCUGCGUAUUUUCUUCUAAUUUUUACUUUUUUUAAGUAAAUAUAUCUGUGAGAAAAUCGAGCUUAAGAAUAUAUUAUUAUUAUGUUUUCAGUUUUUACUGCAGAAAUUGUAUCCAAGAUAGCUUUUCUUUUUAAUAAUUAUUCAAACAAUAAAUCGUGGUAUUCAAACUCAGGUAGUUAUAACUAUUAUCUUUUUAUGAUCCAUAAAAUGAAUCUUGAUUCAUAAACAAAAAAUCGUACGAUAGUGGCGUGAUAUAAGACUGCUUCUAAAGCACAUAAGCGAUAGCGGUUGCGAGAGCGAUUUUAUAAUACGUUACAUAAUAACAUGACAUUGGUAGCCAUACAUUGGAAACUGUCUGUUAUUUGAUUUUGAUAUUCAUUUACAUAAAAUAAAUAUGGUAUUAUCUAAAUACUGAGGCUUUAUAAGGUUGCUUCAAAGGUUCAAGGUUUUGUUCAAAGUCAUGAUUGUCGACGAAUAUAGUAAUUAAAUAAUGUUUAACAUAUCGUCAAUGAUUUUAUUUCUUAUAUGAAUUAUAAAUUUUCUUUAUGUGUAUAUUUAACUAACUAUUAACGAUUUUAUCACCAUAGUGUUAUUGAUUUUAUUUUAUGUAUCUAAAUAUCAUUGAUCUGUUUUGUCACAUAUUAAUUCUUGUAUUAAUAAAGCUAUCAUCCAUAAUUCAUUCGCGGGACCAAUGUUAAAUAAUUAGUUUUGAAUUUAGUAAAUUUUCCAAAUAGUUCGGUUUUAUUGGCAACUCUAAAAAAUACCACUGUUUAGAAAGUAACAGAGCUAAUCGGCUAUUGCUUGUUUCAUAUUAGUAAGUCUGUAGCACACUUUAACUAUUCAAAACAAAUGAUAGUUUAAUGAAAAUCUAACAGAAUGGAGAUUUUUCAAUUCGCAUAUUUUUUUGUGUUCAGCCGAUACCACCGUCAAGUUUGGAUCGAUUUUUGUGAUUAUUCCAAGAGUAAGCCCUGUCUCAAGGCGAGUGUCAAUGCAAUGCAUGAAUGCUAUGCCUAACGGAUAUAUUUCACCGGGACACCACGGUGGCGCAACCAGUCGCGUCACCGUGAUGUCCGUAAGCUACCAAACUAAACACCAGAGUCAUGACGCGUUUGAGAUUCGCGCCACCAAAUUGGUUGAGCAACCAAACGGAUACCAGGUAAGUAACUAUAGAGCUGUAUACAUUUUGUUGGUAGCGGCGACUGGUUGCGCCACCAUGGUGUCCCGGUGUAAUAUAGCCUUAAACGUGGAGAUACUAAAUCACGAUAUUUGAAAGGGGUUUUUAAUAAGUACAAUUGAUUUAAGUUGUAAUAAGUUAUAGAGUCUAUUAACGUAUAACUGGACAGAGAAUGCUUAGUCGAAUCUAUGUUAAUCUUAAUUUUCAAUAAUUAAUAAAUAACUUGUUCUGAUUUUCUUAUAAUAUCUCUUAUGGGUAUGUGUAUAGCUGUUGUAAUUUCUAUGUAUCUAUACGCUGAAGGAUUUUGUUCAAAGCAAUAUUUAAUAUUUUUGAAACUGGGUUGAUAGUUUCUCUUUGAACUGAGUGCUAUUUUAAAAAAAAAAAUACAAUAUUUUCAGCCAAAAUUUAGUUUUAACUUGUUCACUUAUUACAUGGCCAUUAAGCUUUUUUGGUUUCUACAUGGAACCACAUUAUAAACCAGUUUAAGUCUCAUGAUCGAUAAUAUAGCCCUAUAUUUACAUAAUAUGUGAUGCCAAUACAUAAAUAUAAAACAUGGUGCUACAUAGGUUUAUUUCAUAAGUCCUUCUUAUGGUAGAAAGGCUUUCGUUAGUACAUUUAUUAAGAAAAUAAUAAUAGGUGUUGUGAUAUAUAACAAGAAAUACCUCUUUAUGUGUUAGUUUUAAGCUGUAGUAAAAAGUUGUUUCAUCUAAUGAUGCUAGGUAACUGGUUGCGUUCUUGGGUAAGAUUCUUUUGUAUACUAAUUUGUAUCAAAACGUAUAGACGAUGCGGGAUUCGGAUCCGCGUCUCUCGAGUUACGUCUAGCGCUCUUAAAAAACUAAGCCAACCGUCCGCGUGACGCAUAAUCCGUAAAUCUUGGUAUGUUUGUUCUACUCUGGGAUCAACUCUUUCGCCAGUGGGAGGCUCCUUUGCACAGGGUGCCGGUUAGAUUAUGGGUACCACAACGGCGGCUCUAUCUGUCGUGGAGCAGUAAUGUGUAAACAUUAUUGUUUUUCGGUCUGAAGGGCGCCGUAGCUAGUGAAAUUACUGGGCAAACGAGACUUAACAUUUUAUGUCUCAUAGAGACGAGCGCAAUUGUAGUGUCGCUCAGAAUUUUAGGUUUUUUCAAGAAUCCUGAGUAGACCUUCAUUGUCAUGAGCAGGUCGCAUCAAUUACCAUCAGCUGAACGUCCUGCUUGUCUUGUCCCUUAUUGUCAUAAAAACACUAUCAGGUUGUGGAUCCAUCUACAGGAUCUACUUUACAGUUGAUAAUCUGCUCAACCCCAAUAUUUAAAUAAUAGGAAAUUGAGAUGUCGCUCUUUUAAACAUGAACAGUUUGAACAACAAACCAAGAUUCACGGAUCAUGCAUCAUGCGGACGGUUGGACGAAUAGGUAGUUGGUAAGAGCGCUGGGACUUCAAUUGAGUCCAUAGAUUUUGGUACAAAUUGAAUUUGUAUACUUAAUCCUAGAAGUGAGGGAUUUCACUUAAAAAUAAAAAACUGUUACGAUAUUUAUUGAAUUAGUUUUUAAUACCAUUGUUAUCUUCUCAUAGUAAACAUUAUUAUAUUAAUUAAUAUGGAUUUUUAUGAAUACCUCGCCUUUGUAUCUGAGUUACAUACUUACUCAUAUUUAUUAUCCCAGUGAAAUGAAUUGUUAUUUUCCAUUUGAUAUUAUUAGAUGAUGUAAGUAGUAUGUAUUUCAAUUGAUGUCGUGUCGACAUAUUAUUUAUAAUGUGCUAUUUUGAAUAAAUAAAUAUUGCGAACAAAACGUUAAGCAUA
Molecule: messenger RNA, 6287 nt
Organism: Leptidea sinapis
Lineage: Eukaryota; Metazoa; Arthropoda; Insecta; Lepidoptera; Pieridae
Product: carbohydrate sulfotransferase 11
Exons: 4
Coding region: 212-1159 (315 amino acids)
Biological process (GO): carbohydrate biosynthetic process
Cellular component (GO): membrane
Molecular function (GO): sulfotransferase activity
Source: RefSeq, a predicted model, not a curated record